CUUUCUCUCCUCACUCUUCACCUCUCCCCAGGUCGCCUUCUUAGAGGACUCCGCCGACGGAGAUGCUGCGGACCCCGCGGCCAGGGUCUGCUCCCCGUAGAACCCUCCGUCCACCUUUGCCCCUUCCCCGGGGGCGCGGGACGCAAGUUUCCGCUCCGUCCUUUCCCCAGUGACAGGACUUGGCUGCGGCCACGGCCAGGGAGGCGGGGGGAGGGACUGCCUGGCUCCCGAGCCCCCUCCCCUGAUCGCGAGCUCUGCGCGGUCUGUGUCUCUCUCGGCAAGUGCGGAGACGCGGAGCAGGAGGAGGAGGAGGAGGAGGGAGUUGGGGGAGGAUCUCCAUUGAAAUAAACAACCAGGCAGCAGUUAUUAACACGGGAACAUGGCGGCCGCAGCCUCAGCCACAGCUUCGGCGGCGAAGGUCAGCGCCGACGGCAGCCGGCACCUGACGGCGUGACCGACCCGAGCCGAACCUGCUUGGCAUUUGUUUCCUGUCUUAUGUAUAGAAGGCACAAACUGUAUGAUUUCUCUUGGAUUUGGCUACAAAUUUAUAGAUCUUCUGCACUGUGUACAGGCACAGUUGCUGAUAUGUGUUCAAGAUGAGUGGGAUGGGAGAAAAUACCUCUGACCCAUCCAGGGCAGAGACAAGAAAGCGUAAGGAAUGUCCUGACCAGCUUGGACCCAGCCCCAAGAGGAGCACUGAGAAACGUAAUCGUGAACAGGAAAAUAAAUAUAUUGAAGAACUUGCAGAGCUGAUUUUUGCUAAUUUUAACGAUAUAGACAACUUUAACUUCAAACCUGACAAAUGUGCAAUCUUAAAAGAAACUGUGAAGCAAAUUCGUCAGAUCAAAGAACAAGAGAAAGCAGCAGCCACCAACAUAGAUGAAGUGCAGAAGUCAGACGUGUCAUCUACCGGGCAGGGUGUCAUCGACAAGGAUGCACUAGGGCCUAUGAUGCUUGAGGCCCUUGACGGGUUCUUCUUUGUAGUGAACCUGGAAGGCAACGUUGUGUUUGUUUCAGAGAAUGUGACACAGUACCUAAGGUAUAACCAGGAAGAGCUGAUGAACAAAAGCGUAUAUAGCAUCCUGCAUGUUGGGGACCACACUGAAUUCGUCAAAAACCUGCUGCCAAAGUCCAUAGUGAACGGAGGAGCUUGGUCUGGCGAACCUCCCAGGCGGAACAGCCAUACUUUCAAUUGUCGGAUGCUGGUAAAACCUUUACCUGAUUCAGAAGAGGAAGGUCAUGAAAACCAGGAAGCACAUCAGAAAUAUGAAACUAUGCAGUGCUUUGCUGUCUCUCAACCAAAGUCCAUCAAAGAAGAAGGAGAAGAUUUGCAGUCCUGCUUGAUCUGUGUGGCUAGAAGAGUCCCCAUGAAGGAGAGACCAGUUCUUCCCUCAUCAGAAAGUUUCACUACUCGCCAAGAUCUCCAAGGCAAGAUCACAUCCCUGGACACUAGCACCAUGCGGGCAGCCAUGAAGCCGGGCUGGGAGGACCUGGUGAGGAGGUGCAUCCAGAAGUUCCACGCGCAACACGAAGGGGAGUCUGUGUCUUAUGCUAAGAGGCAUCACCAUGAAGUGCUGAGACAGGGAUUGGCAUUCAGUCAGAUCUAUCGUUUUUCCUUGUCCGACGGCACUCUCGUGGCUGCACAAACGAAGAGCAAGCUCAUCCGUUCUCAGACUACUAACGAACCUCAGCUUGUGAUAUCUUUGCAUAUGCUGCACAGAGAGCAGAAUGUGUGUGUAAUGAAUCCGGAUCUGACUGGACAAGCGAUGGGGAAGCCAUUGAAUCCAAUUAGCUCUGGCAGCCCUGCCCAUCAGGCCAUGUGCAGUGGGAACCCAGGUCAGGACAUGACCCUAAGUAGCAAUAUAAAUUUCCCCAUGAACGGCCCAAAGGAACAAGUGGGCAUGCCCAUGGGCAGGUUUGGUGGUUCCGGGGGAAUGAACCACGUGUCGAGCAUGCAGGCAGCCACUCCUCAGGGUAGUAACUAUGCACUCAAAAUGAACAGCCCCUCACAAAGCAGCCCAGGCCUGAAUCCAGGACAGCCCAGCUCCAUGCUCUCACCGAGGCAUCGCAUGAGCCCUGGGGUGGCCGGAAGCCCUCGAAUCCCCCCCAGUCAGUUUUCCCCUGCAGGAAGCUUGCAUUCGCCCGUGGGAGUUUGCAGCAGCACAGGAAAUAGCCAUAGCUACACCAACAGUUCCCUCAACGCGCUGCAGGCCCUCAGCGAGGGGCACGGGGUCUCGCUGGGGUCGUCACUGGCUUCACCGGACCUCAAAAUGGGCAACUUGCAAAACUCCCCGGUGCAUAUGAAUCCCCCCCCGCUCAGCAAGAUGGGAAGCUUAGACUCCAAAGACUGUUUCGGACUUUACGGGGAGCCCUCAGAAGGUCCAGCCGGGCCAGCAGAGAGCAGCUGCCACCCGGGGCAGCAGAAGGAAGCCAGCGAGGCCGGCCUGCCCCAGGCCGGGAGCGGCGAGAGGCCUGACGGGCAGAGCAGACUGCACGACGGCAAGGGGCAGACCAAACUCCUGCAGCUGCUAACCACCAAGUCCGACCAGAUGGAGCCCUCGCCCUUGCCUGGCGCCCUGUCGGACACCCACAAGGACUCCACAGGCAGCUUGCCUGGCUCUGGGUCGACGCACGGAACCUCGCUCAAGGAGAAGCAUAAGAUUUUGCACAGACUCCUGCAGGACAGCAGUUCCCCCGUGGACUUGGCGAAGCUGACAGCGGAAGCCACGGGCAAAGAGCUGAACCAGGAGGCCAGCAGCACAGCUCCUGGCUCCGAGGUGACUAUUAAGCAGGAGCCAGUGAGCCCCAAGAAGAAAGAGAAUGCACUACUUCGCUACCUGCUCGAUAAAGAUGAUACUAAAGAUAUCGGUUUACCAGAAAUCACCCCCAAACUGGAGCGACUGGACAGUAAGACAGACCCUGCCAGUAACACGAAAUUAAUCACUAUGAAAACUGAAAAGGAGGAGAUGAGCUUUGAGCCCAGUGACCAGCCUGGCAGUGAGCUGGACAACUUGGAGGAGAUUUUGGAUGAUUUGCAGAAUAGUCAGUUACCACAGCUUUUCCCAGACACGAGGCCAGGCGCCCCUGCUGGAUCAGUUGACAAGCAAGCCAUCAUCAAUGACCUCAUGCAACUCACAGCCGAGAGCAGCCCUGUUACACCUGUUGGAGCCCAGAAAACAGCAUUGCGAAUUUCACAGAGCACUUUUAAUAACCCACGACCAGGGCAACUGGGCAGGUUAUUGCCAAACCAGAAUUUACCACUUGACAUCACAUUGCAAAGCCCAACUGGUGCUGGACCUUUCCCACCAAUCAGAAACAAUAGUCCCUACUCAGUGAUACCUCAGCCAGGAAUGAUGGGUAAUCAAGGGAUGAUAGGAAACCAAGGAAAUUUAGGGAACAGUAGCACAGGCAUGAUUGGUAGUAAUGCUGCCCGGCCCACCCUGCCAUCUGGGGAAUGGGCACCUCAGAGUUCUGCUGUGAGAGUCACCUGUGCUGCUACCACCAGUGCCAUGAACCGGCCGAUCCAAGGAGGUAUGAUUCGGAACCCAACAGCCAGCAUCCCCAUGAGACCCAACAGCCAGCCUGGCCAAAGACAGAUGCUUCAGCCUCAGGUCAUGAAUAUAGGGCCAUCUGAAUUAGAGAUGAACAUAGGGGGACCUCAGUAUAGCCAACAACAAGCGCCUCCAAAUCAGACUGCCCCCUGGCCUGAAAGCAUCCUGCCGAUAGAACAGGCACCGUUUGCCAGCCAGAACAGGCAGCCGUUUGGCAACUCUCCAGAUGACUUGCUGUGUCCACACCCUGCAGCAGAGUCUCCAAGUGACGAAGGCGCUCUCCUGGACCAGCUGUACUUGGCCUUGCGGAACUUCGAUGGCCUGGAGGAGAUCGACAGAGCUCUGGGGAUACCCGAGCUGGUCAGCCAGAGCCAAGCGGUGGAUCCAGAGCAGUUCCCAAGUCAGGAUUCCAACAUCCUGCUGGAGCAGAAGGCGCCCGUGUUCCCACAGCAGUAUGCAUCUCAGGCACAAAUGGCCCAAGGCAGCUACACUGCCAUGCAGGACCCAAGCUUCCACACCAUGGGGCAGCGGCCGAGCUACGCCACGCUCCGUGUGCAGCCCAGACCCGGCCUCAGGCCCACGGGCCUGGCGCAGACCCAGCCCAACCAGCUGAGGCUUCAGCUGCAGCAUCGCCUCCAAGCACAGCAGAAUCGCCAGCCACUCAUGAAUCAAAUCAGCAAUGUUUCAAACGUGAACCUGACUCUGAGGCCUGGAGUACCCACACAGGCACCCAUUAAUGCACAGAUGCUGGCCCAGAGACAGAGGGAAAUCCUGAACCAGCAUCUCCGACAGAGGCAAAUGCAUCAGCAACAGCAAGUUCAGCAGCGCACUCUGAUGAUGAGAGGACAGGGGCUGAACAUGACGCCCAGCGUGGCGGCUCCUAGCGGUGUGCCGGCAACUAUGAGCAGCCCCCGGGUCCCCCAGGCAAAUGCACAGCAGUUUCCCUUCCCUCCGAACUACGGAAUAAGUCAGCAGCCUGAUCCAGGCUUUGCUGGGGCCACCGCGCCCCAAAGCCCUCUGAUGUCGCCCCGGCUGGCGCACACGCAGAGCCCCAUGCUGCAGCAGUCCCAGGCGAACCCAGCCUACCAGGCCUCCUCGGACAUGAACGGGUGGGCGCAGGGGAGCAUGGGUGCAAACAGCAUGUUUUCGCAGCAGUCCCCUCCACACUUCGGACAGCAAGCAAACACCAGCAUGUACAAUAACAAUAUGAACAUCAGUGUAUCCAUGGCGACCAACACAGGUGGGAUGGGCAACAUGAACCAGAUGACCGGACAGAUCAGCAUGACCUCAGUGACCUCCGUGCCUACGUCGGGGCUGUCCUCCAUGGGUCCCGAGCAGGUUAAUGAUCCUGCUCUCAGAGGAGGCAGCCUUUUCCCAAGCCAGCUGCCUGGAAUGGAUAUGAUUAAGCAGGAGGGAGACGCACCACGGAAAUACUGCUGACACUGAAGGUAGCUGGUUGCUUCUUUCUUCAGCUGACUGGGCUCACUUGCUCCAGAUGCCUACCAGUCUGGAGAGCUGCGUCUAUUUGUUUUGACCCAACCGACCUGCCAUCCAGUCCCGCCAGAGCAAGAUGGGCAGACGGGCCUGGGCCCCGCUCCCCCGGUGGAGUCCCCUCGGCUGCUGCAGGAGGAGCUGCCUCUUGUGUUGACAGACGGCCUGCAGCUCGCGUCCGGACAAUUGUCAGUCUGUUCACUGCAUUCACCUUAGUGCAACUUAGAUCUCUCCUGCAAAGUAAAUGUUGACAGGCAGACUUCAUACCCGUGUCAGAUUGAAUGUAUCUAAAUGUAUGUAUUUAAGGAAAACACCCAUGCUCUUGUUCUGCUCCUGUUCUGUUCCUGUCUGGUUCCAGACACUGGUUUCUUGCUUUGUUUUCCCUGGCUAACCAGUCCAGUCCAAAAGAGUAAAAGAUUUCUUCUGGGGGAAAGAAAAGAAUUACAGAUGUUUUAAGCUAAGCCUUCAUUUGGGAUAAAAGCAGGGGAGACACCAUGGACCGCGCCCUAUGUACAGAGACACCCAAGAAGUGAAGACCAAGAAAUCGUAGUUGUAUCUUUGUAGAAAGCUCUCAAGACCAUGUUGGAAAGCGUUUCCAGUUACUGAACAGAUGAAAAGGAGCCUGUGGGAGGGCUGUUAACAGUAACAAGUACUUUUUCUUCUUCUUUUUUUUUUUUUUCUUUCUGAUUCAAACCAAACUAGUUCACCCAAAUCGUGACUCAGAAGAAAUAGUUUUCAUUUCCAAAUUCGCUUAGAUCGAGCAGACAGCCUGAAUCAGCACCUCCUCUUGCAUCUGACCCUGCCUCUUCCCUUCCCCUCUGCCUUCCCCAGUUCUCCCCACUCUCAUGCUUUUUUUUUUUUUUUUUUUAAAUAAAAGCAACAGAAACCAGGUAAGCCCUUUAUUAUUUCCUUACGUGUUUUACCAGCCACUUACCAACUGCUAACUCUUAAAUUUCAGAAAAAGGCAUUUACUGGCAAGGAGAGGAGCAAAGUUAGGACUUGAUACCCAUCUGACUUUGGACACCUGCUUUGAAAGCAUAUUCAUUCUCUUCCCCAGCAACACUGGUCCACCAAACGGGAGAAAAUAAUAGUGUGCUUAAAAUUGACAGCAGGCAUCAGGACAGAUUGCACCUCCACCAUGUGUUUUUUAUUUUGUUUUUUAGCAGUGCUGACUAAGCCGAAGUUUUGUAAGGUACAUAAAAUCCAAUUUAUAUGUAAACAAGCAAUAAUUUAAGUUGAGAACUUAAGUGUUUUAAUUGUAUAAUUUUUGUGAGGUAUACAUAUUGUGGAAUUGACUCCAAAAUGAGGUACUUCAGUAUUAAAAUUAGAUAUCUUCAUAGCAAUGUCUCCUAAAGGUGUUUUGUAAAGGCUGUCACGGCCUCGAUUAGACCUAAUUUGUAGACUUAAGACUUUUUAUUUUCUAAACCUUGUGAUUCUGCUCAUAAGUCAUUUAUCUAAUCUAUAUGAUAUGCAGCCGCUGUAGAAGCCGAUUCUUGAUUUUUAUAUGUUUAUAUUCUUUCUUAACGAACCUUAGGAAGACUACGUGUUACUAAGCAGGCCACUU
Molecule: messenger RNA, 6606 nt
Organism: Physeter macrocephalus (sperm whale)
Lineage: Eukaryota; Metazoa; Chordata; Mammalia; Artiodactyla; Physeteridae
Gene: NCOA2
Product: nuclear receptor coactivator 2
Exons: 24
Coding region: 597-4991 (1464 amino acids)
Biological process (GO): positive regulation of transcription by RNA polymerase II; cellular response to hormone stimulus
Cellular component (GO): nucleus
Molecular function (GO): nuclear receptor binding; protein dimerization activity
Source: RefSeq, a predicted model, not a curated record